AUGAACUGACAAAUGAGCACGUACUUGCCGAAAAAAACCUCAAGAGAAAGGUAAGCCAAAAUGAUCCAGCCAGCAGUAACCGGGCAAACAACAAGCAAUAUGCUUCCAGAAUAAAUGAACGUAGAUAGCUGCGCCACUGUCUGAACUCCCGUUGAUGGCUUUCGCGGGCAUCCACGUUCGCUAUUUCGUACUCUGCGUCCAUUAUCGGCACACCUUCGCUCUCCUCCGCCGCAUCCCUAAAUUCCCUUUGUUUCUUUCAUCUUUCUCUGCGCCGGGAACUCUGAUUCUCCAUCCCAGAAACCUAGUUUUAAAUCCUUCUUCAGAUAAAACCCUAGUUUUCACGUCGGACGAGCGCUUCGGCCAGUCAGAUCCUAGGGGCGGUGAGUCGGAAGCGGAUGCGGGCACAAUCGCGGCCAUUGUAACUCCGGUCGGUGGCCCUCCUGCAGCGGUGGGAAUCGUUCGUUUGUCAGGAUCGACGGCGGUGGGAGUGGCGGCGCGAGUGUUCCGUCCGGCUGGGAAGCGGACGGAAGGGGAUUGCAUUUGGAGACCACGAAGCCACUUCGUGGAAUACGGUUUUGCUCUUGAUAAACAGGGGAAUGUCAUCGAUGAGGUUUUGGCAAUUCCUAUGCUAGCGCCAAGGUCUUACACAAAAGAAGAUGUGGUCGAGCUUCAAUGUCAUGGGAAUGAUUUAUGUUUGCGCCGUGUGCUGAGGGCUUGCUUGGAGGCUGGGGCAAGGCAUGCUGAACCUGGUGAAUUCACCCUUCGGGCAUUUUUAAAUGGGCGCUUAGACUUAGCUCAAGCUGAAAAUGUUGGGAAACUUAUUUCAUCGAAGUCUCUGGCUGCUGCUGAUGCUGCAUUGGCUGGGAUACAGGGAGGAUUUUCUGCUUUAGUCGAGUCAUUGAGGAUGCAGUGCAUCGAGUUGCUUGCAGAAAUUGAAAGUCGCUUAGAUUUUGAUGAUGAGUUGCCUCCUCUAAACUUGGGUACGUUGGUCAGCAAAAUAAAUGCUAUGUGGUGUGAUGUGCAUGAAGCAUUAGAAACCUCAAAUUAUGAUAAACUUCUUCAAUCUGGCUUGCAGAUAGCAAUCAUUGGCAGGCCUAACGUCGGGAAGUCGAGCCUUCUCAAUGCUUGGAGCAAAAGUAACAGAGCAAUAGUUACUGAAAUUGCUGGAACUACAAGGGAUGUAUUAGAAGCAAAUGUUACUAUUGAGGGUAUUCCUGUCACGCUGCUCGAUACUGCUGGUGUCAGAGAAACUAACGAUGCUGUGGAAAAAAUUGGGGUAGAAAGAACAGAAGCUGCUGCAAUGGGCUCUGAUGUCAUCAUAAUGACAGUAAGUGCAGCUGAUGGGUGGACAGAAGAUGAUCAGAGACUCCUAGAACGCAUCAAGAUGAUUCAGAGAUCAACUAGUUGUGCCACUCCUAUGAUACUUGUUAUAAACAAAAUAGAUUGCGCUCCUUCAAUCUCAAUGGAGCGUGUUGAUGAGAUGUUUAAGAAGAAAGUUGAAACAAGUGCUAUUACUGGGAAAGGCAUUUUGGAAUUGGAGAAGGCAGUGUUAGAGGUUAGGGGUCUGGAGCCCAUUUCAUUAGGAGGUCGAAGGUGGACUAUAAAUCAGAGACAGACUGAGCAACUUAUUAGAACAAAAGAGGCCCUCUCAAGACUAAAAUCAUCCAUAGAAGAUGACCUGCCGCUGGAUUUCUGGACCAUCGACCUUAGAGAAGCGGUAAUGGCGCUCGGAGAGAUCAGCGGCGUCGAUAUCUCCGAGGAAGUUUUGUCUAAUAUUUUUAGCAAAUUUUGCAUAGGUAAAUUUCCCUGCCUUGGAAGAGGACAAGUUCAAGGGAGGAAAAGAGGUAAAGUGAGGGACAAAAUUGAUGAAAAUCAAGAUUUCGAAGCAGCAGACCUACGUUUGCGUGCUCAUGCUUGCACCCGCGAACACUCAAGCACGCAACUGCUCACCCGCAUGGCUGUGCAGGUGUAUGCACCCAAGUGCUCAUGGUCACAUUCUAGCACCCUUAGAGUGUGCUUGCCUCUUCAUUUGAGCACCCUCGAGGAUGUAAGUGUACCCGCGACAACUCCUGCGCUCACCCGCAACGUAUUUGCGAGCCCGCACAUGCAUGUGGGUGCGCUCAUGCCUUUGCCCUUGCCCUUGCCCUUACCCUUGCCCACAUAUUUCAUAAUUUGA
This is a messenger RNA of Phalaenopsis equestris, 2176 nucleotides long. Its product is annotated as tRNA modification GTPase MnmE. NCBI's taxonomy places the organism in Eukaryota, Viridiplantae, Streptophyta, Magnoliopsida, Asparagales, Orchidaceae. The transcript has 12 exons. The record is from RefSeq and is a predicted model, not a curated record. Bases 155 to 2176 code for a protein of 673 amino acids. Gene Ontology annotation, biological process: tRNA wobble uridine modification; tRNA methylation. Gene Ontology annotation, cellular component: cytoplasm; cytosol. Gene Ontology annotation, molecular function: GTP binding; protein binding; GTPase activity.